This is a messenger RNA of Lactuca virosa, 1616 nucleotides long. Lineage: Eukaryota; Viridiplantae; Streptophyta; Magnoliopsida; Asterales; Asteraceae. The record is from the annotation of a GenBank genome assembly.
CAUCACGUUAACUUCUCCAUGCGCACUUGAUGUUCUUCAAAAUCAGUGCGCAAACGAAUCAUGAUUCAAUUUCUACCACUGAUUCUUCUCCUGUUCAUUGUUUCAUACAUUCUUGCGAUUGUUUACUGGAACCGAAAAUCUGGAAAAAGCGAAAUCAAUCUUCCACCAGGAAGCUUCGGAUGGCCGUUCAUCGGAGAAUCUCUAUCUCUGCUCCGAGCAGGUUGGGAAGGAACUCCGGAGAAAUUCGUUCAGGAACGGAUCGACAAACACGGUAGCCCUUUAGUCUUCAAGACGUCGUUGCUUGGCGACCGUAUAGCAGUGCUCUGUGGUCCUGCCGGCAACAAAUUUCUGUUCGGGAACGAGAACAAGCUGGUGGCGGCGUGGUGGCCGACGCCGGUGAGGAAGCUUUUCGGCAGGUGCUUGAUUACAAUCCGUGGCGAUGAAGCAAAAUGGAUGAGGAAGAUGCUGUUAUCGUAUCUAGGCCCUGAUGCUUUCGCCACUCACUAUGCUGCUACCAUGGACAUCGUCACCCGUCGCCAUAUCCAAGUUCACUGGCAAGGGAAGGAGGAGGUGAACGUAUACAGAACUGUUAAGCUAUACGCCUUUGAGCUCGCCUGCCGUUUAUUUCUAAGCCUUGAAGAUCCAAAUCAUAUCGCAAAACUCGGUUCUCUGUUCAACGUGUUCUUAAAAGGCAUCAUCGAGCUACCAAUCGACUUCCCAGGGACACGAUUUUACAGCUCGAAGAAAGCAGCAGCAAAAAUCAGGAAAGAACUAAUGGCGAUUAUCAAAGAGAGAAGAAAGGAUUUGAAAGAAGGAAAAGCGUCGUCUUCACAAGACCUCCUGUCACAUUUGCUUACAUCUUCGGAUGAAAAUGGCAGGUUUUUAACUGAGAUGGAAAUUGCAAACAACAUCUUGUUGUUACUCUUUGCUGGGCAUGAUACUUCUACUGUAUCAAUCACGUUGGUUAUGAAGAGUCUUGGUGAAUACCCUGAUGUUUAUGAGAAGGUGUUGAAAGAGCAAUUGGAGGUUUCAAAGGGAAAAGUAGAAGGGGAAAUGCUGAAAUGGGAAGAUAUACAGAAGAUGAGAUACUCAUGGAAUGUUGUUUGUGAAGUGAUGAGAAUUAAUCCGCCUGUUCUUGGAUCAUUUCGAGAGGCUCUCGUGGAUUUCGAGUAUGCAGGUUACACAAUUCCGAAAGGAUGGAAGCUAUACUGGAGUGUUGUAUCGACGCAUAAAGACGAGACAAACUUUGAAAACGCGACACAGUUUGAUCCAUCGAGGUUUGAAGGUGCAGGCCCAAUUCCAUACACAUUUGUCCCGUUCGGAGGGGGUCCAAGGAUGUGUUUAGGGAAAGAAUUUUCACGAUUGGAAGUACUCGUGUUCCUUCACAACAUCGUCACCAACUUUAAAUGGGACUUGUUAAUACCCGAUGAGAAAAUCGAAUAUGAUCCCAUGGCUACUCCUGUAAAGGGGCUUCCUGUGCGCCUUCAUCCGCAUCAAGUUUGAAGAAUACAAACAUGAAUUAAUGUAUGUAUGUUGUAAGUUUGUAUUUUACACGUUAUAUAUUAUAGAAUCAUAGAAAAUUAUGAUAAUAGUUUUUUUACUAACAAAGAUGGAAG